Molecule: messenger RNA, 2489 nt
Organism: Petromyzon marinus (sea lamprey)
Lineage: Eukaryota; Metazoa; Chordata; Hyperoartia; Petromyzontiformes; Petromyzontidae
Product: mitochondrial calcium uniporter regulator 1-like
Cellular component (GO): mitochondrion
Source: RefSeq, a predicted model, not a curated record
GGUGCGAUCGUCUCGUUUGCAGGAGCUUGCUAAAUCGAAGGGCCGUCAUCUAGCAGUAGACGGAGAUGAAACAAACGCCAGGAUCACGCAACUACAGACAGCAGCAAGCAUCGCCAUCCGCCUAUCCCCCACCACCAGCACCUCGUGCGCUUCUGUUUGGGUCUCCCCGCACGUGUUGGCCCUCCCCCCAACCCGCACGUGUUGCUCCCACCACGUGACUUCCGCGUCACGUGCUGCGGACUGCGUGACCCCCGGGCAACCGUGCAGCAGGAGUUGCGAUGCCGCCCGGCUGCCGCUUCUUUCGUCCUCGCGGGCUCCUCUCCUCCUCGUCUCUCUCCUCCUUCGCCACCUCCAGGCGCUUCGCCCCCUUCACCUCUUUCUCCUCGUCCACGCCCGGUCGCUCGCUCAUGGCUGCAGCCGCAGCGAGGAGGCGCCCGGGCCUGGAUGUCUUCCGCGGGCCCCCCGCCCUCGCCUGGAUUCCCAGCCGGGGACCCCGCGGUGGCGGCGGCAGCGGUGAUGUCGCCGCCCCGUCCCGUGGAUUUCGCACGGCCGAGCUGAGGUUAAACUACGACCUGAGGCAGGUGGACCUGACCUCGACGGAGAGCCGCAAGUUCCACUUUGACACGCACGCCAUGGUGCUUCUCUUGGAGAGCAAUGGGUUCGCCACGGGGCAGGCGGAGGUGUUGGUCGCUGCCCUCGUUAAGAUCCUCAACGCCAACAUGGAGGCCGUGUACCGUGAAAUGGUCACCAAAUCCCAGCAGGAGAUCAUGCUACAGCAGGUGAUGGCGCAUCUGGCCGCUGUCAAGAAGGACAUGAUCAUUCUAGAGAAGAGUGAAUUCUCGGCGCUGCGAAACGACAACGAGAAGAUGAAAAUAGAGCUGAUUCAUCUGAAGAAACAUUUUGAGGAUGAAUUCCUCAAAGUGAAAUCGGAUGCCAAGCUCGACAUGAACCUGGAGAAAAGCCGCGUGAAGGAAAUGUUUUCUGAGCAGGAAAAGAAACUCCUGGAGAUGAGGACGGAAAUUGUGGAACUGCAUGCGGAGGAGGACCGAGCGCUCACCAAGACCAACAACCGCAUCGACACGGAGAUCGCCGGCCUCAAGACCAUACUGGAGUCCAACAAGCUGGACACCAUCAAGUACCUCGCAGCAUCUGUGUUUACGUGUCUGACCAUCGCCCUCGGAUUCUACCGACUCUGGUCUUGAUUCGCCCGAGCUGCUCGGGGCGAGGAGAAUUCCCUGGGGGCGGGUGAGCGAGUGAGUUUUUGACUCUGGAAGAAACGGGUUUUGGAACCUUGGAAGAAUUGCAGCUCCUUGGACGUGCGUGACCCGAGCAGAUUUCCAGUUUGCAGUGCAUGUGCCGUUUGCUUGAUAUCCGUCGCUUUAGCACACCGCUUAGAGCAGCAGGUGGAAUAUCGUUGCCAAGUUGUUGUUUUCGGAGUCCGUAGAAACAGUUCUCAAGCACGGUAACGUGUGCUCAGACUGGACCUGGAGUUGUGUAAGAGAAGACUGCCUUCUCUCGGUACAUUUCCGUGGGUGUCUGUUCAUGUAUAGCCCCUUUUGUCAAGACACUGUUGGAUGAUAAUCUCCCCACGCCAUGCCGGUUGUGGGGGUUAUUUUACUAUGCUUCACCACGCUGGUCAGUGCAGGUUGGUGAAAAUAAGUCCUCAUUAAUUUCAACAUAUUUUGAUGGAGAGACGAGAGGAGUGUGAGAGUGUGUGUAGCCUCAAAUCAACUGUAAAUCACGGCAUUAGAAACUUGGGCUGCCACGUUGUCUAAUCCAGACCUGUGCUUCAGCUGCCACGGUUAAUUAAUUUUAUUUUAACGCAUUGAGUACCAGUCGCAUAUUGACUCGGGGACCAUUUUAAAGGAUACUAGCCAGGAUUUCUCGACAUUUUUUGCAUUAGCUAUACCAAGACAGCGACCUGCCAUUGUUUAAAGGCCCUAUACUGGCAUGUGAAUUGCACCCAUUGUUUCUGCAGUUUAAAUUUAUUCUGAUCAUUUGUCAUUGGGGAGGGUAAGGAGGGAUGAGGAGGUGUGGUGAGAUGAGGUGGUGCGCGGAUGUUGGUGCCGUCUUGCCGUUGUGGUGAUGGUCGCCGUGAUGUGGCGAUGCUACGAUAUCGUAAUGAUAUAUGGUCCACAAUUAUCGCAAUGUAAUUUUUGCUAAAUGUCAUGAAAUCGUGAUUAUUGUUGCUUAUAUUUCAAAAAUAUUUUUUUUCCUGACAAAAUAUGAAAUAACAAUUCCAAGUUCACAAUAAUUCUAGAUAUAUAGCUAUUAUCCAUUAAAUUAGUGGUUUGUUAAAUGUUUUCCAGUUACAUGGAAGUCAUCAUUUUCAGACGGCAUGUGCGUUAUAGAUUUAAAAGUUGCAAUAAUUAAAAGACUUAUGGCAGGCUCAUGUUAAGUGGAACUGCAGUAAAACUUUUAAGUGCUCCAUAUAUUAUUAAUCAACAUUCAUCAAAGCAUUAAAGAUUGAAUAAAAAUGCAAAAUACAC